Molecule: messenger RNA, 2492 nt
Organism: Clupea harengus (Atlantic herring)
Lineage: Eukaryota; Metazoa; Chordata; Actinopteri; Clupeiformes; Clupeidae
Gene: tp63
Product: tumor protein p63
Exons: 14
Coding region: 432-2447 (671 amino acids)
Biological process (GO): apoptotic process; protein tetramerization; regulation of transcription by RNA polymerase II
Cellular component (GO): nucleus
Molecular function (GO): RNA polymerase II cis-regulatory region sequence-specific DNA binding; protein binding; DNA-binding transcription factor activity, RNA polymerase II-specific
Source: RefSeq, a predicted model, not a curated record
GGGGGAUUUGGAGGGGGGACAGCAGGGGUGUGUUGGGGUGGGGGGAGUGGUGGGGGGUGUUGCUUAAAAACUAUAUCCUAGCAACUGGGGAGUAUGAUACCCCCGUGCCAGGUGCUCGCCGGGAUUGGUCAGUCGGGUGGCACUGACCCCUCCCCUGACGGUUGUGGCCCGUAGAAAAAAUAACCCGAACCAAAACAUCCUCCACACUGUACUCACUCCUGUGCACUUGAUCCACAUGCACUUUAAUCUCUGAUCUCUCGCUUUUUAUUUAUUUUACAUGUUCUGGUCUCUCCUUUUCUUUCUCGUUUUUCAUUUUUUCAUGUAUGUAUUCAUCGAACAGAUCUCGGUAAAAAUACACCUUGAUACAUGUGCCUUUGCCAUUUACUGAUCGCGUGGACGAGCCCCAGAGAAGAGAUCUUCAUUGGCACAGCAUGACUUCUCCCUAUGCAGCCAUGCCGUACUGCCCAGAGCACACCUUUCAACGCAGUAGACUGAGGGAGCCGUCGGCCUGUUUGUCCUGGGCAGAGAGUUCCCUCCUGGCCUCCAUGGCUCAGAGCCAGGCCUCUCAGACCUCGGACGGCCUCGGCCAGGACGUCUUUAACCAGCUGCUGGAGAUGUUCGACCAGUCGGCCUUCCACUCAGUGCAGCCCAUCGAGCUGAACUUCUCGGAGAGCCCGGUCAGCGGUUCUCCCAGCAACACCAUCCAGAUCAGCAUGGACUGCAUCACCAUGCACGAGGCAGAGGAGCCCUACACGUCACAGUACACAAACCUGACUCUGCUCAAUAUGGAUCAGAACAUCCAAAAUGGCGGCUCCACCUCCACGAGCCCCUACAACAAUGAGCACACGCAGAACAACGUGACUGCACCGUCGCCCUACGCCCAGCCCAGCUCCACCUUCGAGGCCCUGUCCCCGUCUCCGGCUAUCCCCUCUAACACAGACUACGCCGGACCCCACACCUUCGACGUGUCCUUCCAGCAGUCCAGCACAGCCAAGUCAGCCACAUGGACGUACUCUACAGAACUGAAGAAGCUGUACUGUCAGAUCGCCAAGACGUGCCCGAUCCAGAUCAAGGUUCUGACCAAUCCGCCCCAGGGGGCCGUGAUCCGGGCCAUGCCCGUCUACAAGAAGGCCGAGCACGUGACCGAGGUGGUGAAGCGCUGCCCCAAUCACGAGCUGAGUCGCGAGUUCAACGACGGUCAAAUUGCCCCUCCCAGCCACCUGAUUCGGGUGGAGGGGAACAGCCACGCCCAGUACAUGGAGGACUCCAUAACGGGGCGCCAGAGCGUUCUAGUGCCCUAUGAGCCGCCCCAGGUGGGAACAGAGUUCACAACCAUCCUGUACAACUUCAUGUGCAACUCCAGCUGUGUGGGAGGGAUGAACAGACGCCCCAUCCUCAUCAUCGUCACCUUGGAGACCAGAGAUGGCCAGGUGUUGGGUCGGCGGUGCUUUGAGGCGAGGAUCUGCGCCUGUCCUGGACGAGACCGCAAGGCGGACGAGGACAGCAUCCGCAAGCAGCACGUGACGGACGGAUCAAAGAGCAGUGAGGCCAACUACCGCCAGGCGUCCCACGGGAUACAGGUGUCCUCCAUCAAGAAGAGAAGAUCAACUGAUGACGAGGUUUUAUAUUUGCCUAUUAAAGGGCGUGAAAUCUAUGAGAUUUUGGUGAAAAUCAAAGAGUCCCUGGAGCUCAUGCAGUUUCUGCCUCAGCACACUAUAGAAUCCUACAGGCAGCAGCAGCAGAGCCUCCUGCAGAAACAGAGCAACCUGCCCACCCAGCCCAACUUCGGCUCCUGCUCCCCGCCCCACGGCAAAGUCAACAAGCUGCCCUCCGUCAGCCAGCUCAUUAACCCCCUGCAGCGCAACUCCCUCACGCCGUCCAGCAUGGCCUCCGGACUCACCGAUAUGAGCCCAAUGAUGAGUGCCCACAUCCCUGGCAUGAACACAGACAUGAGUGCUCUGAGCCCCACCCACAACCUGCAGACCCAGCUACCCAUGUUGCCCUCGUCCCACUGCACGCCUCCGCCACCCUACCCCAUGGACAGCAGCAUCGCCAGCUUUCUUUUGCGGCUGGGAUGCUCAGCCUGCUUGGACUACUUUACAGCUCAAGGCUUGACCAACAUCUACCAGAUUGAAAACUACAAUAUGGAGGAUCUCUCCAGGCUGAAGAUCCCGGCCGAUUUCCAGCACAUCAUCUGGAAGGGGAUCAUGGAGCACCGUCAGAACAUGGAGUUCUCCCCUCCUCCCCACAUCCUACGCACCUCCAGCGGGGCGUCCAGCGUCAGCGUGGGGUCCACGGAGGCGCGCGGCGAGCGCGUCAUCGACGCCGUGCGCUUCACGCUGCGCCAGACCAUCUCCUUCCCGCCGCGCGACGACUGGUCAGACUUCUCCUUCGACCUGGACUCCCGACGCAACAAGCAGCAGCGCAUCAAAGAGGAGGGGGAGUGAGCGCCCAAACAUCCACACACAUAUACAAAGAGAGAUAGAGAGAGA